This is a messenger RNA of Sphaeramia orbicularis (orbiculate cardinalfish), 6955 nucleotides long. It is a transcript of the gene scai, whose product is annotated as suppressor of cancer cell invasion. Lineage: Eukaryota; Metazoa; Chordata; Actinopteri; Kurtiformes; Apogonidae. The record is from RefSeq and is a predicted model, not a curated record. Gene Ontology annotation, biological process: DNA-templated transcription. Gene Ontology annotation, molecular function: transcription corepressor activity. The transcript is spliced from 17 exons. Bases 293 to 1990 code for a protein of 565 amino acids.
UCAGCAGCCGCCUCCUCCUGCCGCCUCCUGCCUCCUUGAUUGUCACUGUACAACAACCUUUCAUACCAAGUACCAUUCCGCCUGAACAGACAGCGGUCCAUCCAGGCUGCUGGACGGCCAGGCUCGGCGGACGGCGGCGGUCACCGGGCUCCGUUACACACAGUGAGAUGCCCACGAAGUCGCGGUUCACCGACACACACAGCUCACCGUGGUUUUUGCACUGAAGCAUCUCUGUGAUAUUCAUCCUUUUCAUCAACGUUACCCGGCUGCCGAGGGGUGAAAAGUCAGUGUCAUGACUGGAGCUGAGACUGAGGAUGAUAUUCCGUUAGGGGAAAGGAAGACUGUCACAGAUUUCUGUUAUCUCCUGGACAAGUCCAAACAACUCUUCAAUGGGCUGAGAGACCUUCCUCAGUAUGGACACAAGCAGUGGCAGUCCUACUUUGGACGGACUUUUGAUGUCUACACCAAGCUGUGGAAAUUUCAGCAGCAACACAGGCAGGUUCUGGACAGUCGGUAUGGGUUGAAGAGAUGGCAGAUUGGAGAAGUUGCAUCAAAAAUUGGACAGCUUUACUACCAUUACUACCUUCGUACCUCAGAAACAAGUUACCUGAAUGAGGCCUUUUCAUUCUACUCAGCCAUCCGUCAGCGGUCCUACUACUUUCAGGUCAACAAAGAGGACAGGCCCGAAUUAGUUGUGAAGAAAUUGCGGUACUAUGCCCGUUACAUUGUUGUGUGUUUACUGCUGAACAAGAUGGAUCUUGUCAAAAUUUUGGUGAAGGAGCUGUCUGAGGAAAUUGAGGAUUACACACAGCGAUUUAACACAGAGGACCAACUGGAGUGGAACCUGGUGCUGCAGGAAGUGGCAGCAUUUAUAGAGGCUGAUCCGGUGGUGGUGCUGAACGACAACAACGCUGUCGUUGUCACCAGCAAUCGGCUGCAGGAAGGAAGUGUGCCUCCAUUGGAACAAGGCAUGGUGGUUGGGCAGCUCGUCCUUGCAGAUGCACUAAUCAUCGGCAACUGUAACAACCAGGUCAAAUUUAGUGAAUUAACCAUUGAUAUGUUCCGGAUGCUUCAAGCCUUGGAGAGGGAACCUGUAAACUUGGCUACACAGACCUCGAAGCAGGGAACACUGGAGCCCAAUGAGAAGCCAGCCAAAAGGGAAAACCCUCACAAGUAUCUGCUGUAUAAACCGACAUUCAGCCAGCUUUUUACUUUCCUGUCUGCCUCUUUUAAGGAAUUGCCUGCAAACAGUGUUCUGCUUAUCUACCUGUCUGCUACUGGAGUCUUCCCUACCGGCCAUUCAGAUUAUGAAGGACCAUAUGAUUUUGGAGGAGUUCUCACAAAUACAAAUCGAGAUGUGGUGAAUGGAGAGACGGGGCAGAAAAGAAAUCAGGCUCAGAAAGAAAUGCACUGCCUUCAUCCAGGAGACUUGUUUCCUUUCACCCGAAAGCCUCUUUUUGUCAUUGUGGAUUCUUCCAACAGCACAGCCUACAAGAAUUUCACAAAUCUCUUUGGCCAGCCUCUGGUGUGCCUACUAUCACCCACAGUGUAUCCUAAAAGUGUACAAGAUCAGUCUCAGCGUGGUAGUCUCUUCACUCUUUUCCUCUACAGCCCACUCUUGGCUUUUUCCUCUGUGUGUGGCUUAAACAGUGUGAGACAAGGACUGUGGGAGAGGGCUCAAGAAUUUCUUCGCAAAGUCUAUCGGGACAUUGGGCAAAUGAUAACUCGAUCACGGACUAUAGAUCAAGCCUUUUUGCAAUUCUUUGGUGAUGAAUUCCUUCGGCUGCUGCUGAUCCGCUUUGUGUUCUGCUCAGCUGCACUGAGACUGCAUAAACUCUUCCGGGAGUCCAGAAGCUUCCCGGAGUCAUACCCAGAGCUCCCCAAACAGGACACAGUGGAGAGCAGCCUUCUACAGAAGCAUAUUUUAGAGCUGGCCACCAUGCUGGACGUGCAGAGCCUAUUUUGGGAUGACUCAUUGGAAGCCUACUAACAUCUUCGCACAGGGCAAAAUGGCCUCCGUGUAAAUACGGACACAGAUAGACUCAGCUGUCAGAGCCCUCACAGCUUUGUUGUUUAUGUUUUUUUUUUACAGGUAAUCAAACAAGUGACUCACACUGACACACCAUUCCAUUUCGUUAAUGUAUAACUGUUACUUGUGGAAAGGUAGUGCAACAUAAGAAGGUUCACACAGGUAAGCCAGAGAGUUUGACUCUUGUCGGCCUACCUCAAUAUUUUAAGCAUCAUGUAACACAUGACAGUGAAGAAACAAACAAGAGGCUAUAAAUGACCUUUCAACUCAUCAUCCCCAUUGAAAUGCAAAGUUUAAAACUGCAGCCUGUACUUCUUAUACAUGUAAAGUUGGCAGCGUGUGUUUUUAAAAAUUAAUCACUGAUGAUCAGAGUGAAGGUUGUGUGAGCUGUAAAAAGCUGAAAUAAUCCUGGAUAGCUUCCAGGUGUUGCUUUAUCUGUAUGAAAUCAAAAACAUGGUGGUGCUGAAAGAAAACCCUUCUAUACAUCAUUAAAUAUAUAUAUAUAAAAAAAAUCAUAAAGUUGGCACUUAAUCGCACAGUAGGUUGAAAUUUGAUAGAUUUCACCUAAAACAUUCUUACUGAUCUGGAGUUUUGUGUCUGCCAGUCAGUGCUUGCUGUAAAACGGCUUACCUUGUAGCAGGUUGAGAUGCAUGAGGUUUUAUUCUUUGUGUUCUGUUGCUUGUUGUAGGCCACCAUUACCCGUUGAUAUUCAUUCUUCCACGUCUUUAGCCAGGAGUUCAUCUAAUAUCUUUACCUGAACAUCAUUUAAAAGCCUUUCCUUUUUUUUUAUCACUGUGCUGUAUUUGCAUGCAAUAAGGUAAAGAAUCGUAUCCAUUAGUUCUUUAGAGUGGCCUCCUACUUUAAGGGCACAGAAGAAACAUUAACUGUACACAGGGGCUUAGACAUUAGAAAGGCACAGUAUUGGGAAGUAAAUGGAGCCAGUGCAUGUGCUGAACUACUAAAGGUUGCAUGGGGCUGUACAUUUUGUAGUCGAGUUGUUAAAUUAAGACAAUCUAGUUUGAGAAAACAGAUGAAAUGACAUAGUGAAAAUGUAACACGUGGUAUGCACAUCAACAUUAAUGACUAGCCAAAACACCUCUGUAACCUUACUGAUGUCAGGAUUUACAUAACCUGCCAGUUGCAUAGUUCGAACUGAGCUGCGCUGUUUAUCCACACUGCGUCCCUGCUACAAUAAUGCUACUUUCAGCUGCCUAUUUACGUGUUAUUUUCUAUAUAUGUAGCAUAUGCCAGAUGCUGCCAUGUUUGUCAGCUAUCUGAAACCCCAAAAUCCUACUUUGAAGAGAGGAAAAGAAACCUGGAGAGUAAACAAGCAACAGUGACAGUAAAAGUUAUAAAGCACAAGAUUUAAACAUUUCAUGUUACUGUUGAUAAAUAGUUAAUAAUGGAAUUAGCUUUAAGAAAUGGUGCAGAGAAGUGUUCUAUAUUUAUUUCCGAGACAGUUUGCUGCCACUUCAAUGUCUACGCAUUCCGCACAGCCCAGAGGUGAUUGACGUAGCUUAGCCUAAAGAUUGGAAGCUGGAGGAAAUAACUGUAAAAUAUUUAAUCCUACACACUUUAAUUGUACAGGAGUACACAAAAGAUGAAAAAAGGUGAAACUACUAAACUUUAAUGGUAUAAUGUACACAAAAUGUAAGAAUUGCAGGUAGGAUAGAAGACACAGGAGUACUGUUUACCAAAAUGCUGAAGUUAUAAAGUAGCAGAAGCAUCUAAUUUACUCUGCAGAGGUUUUAGAUGAGGUGACGCUGUUAACUGUGACCUUCAUAUCAUUCCUCCACUGUUGAAUAGAUUUUUAAAAAUGACCCAGAACUGGAGUCACUCAUCACUAGGCAGUUAAUAGAUGCAUAUCAGAUCAGUUAAAUUCAGCUUUUACAGCUUUAGCUCCGAAUAGAUAUCAAUCUUAGUUGCCAUCCUGUUUUUUGGUUUUUUUUAGGUGGAAUUACAUAAACAGCGUAUAAAUUGCUUUGAUAACUUUAUUUUUCGUCUAAAAAAAGUUAGUUUGACCAAAAAUAUCAUACUGAUAAUUGAAUUGAAUAAUACAGAUCCUAAACUCAGAGUGUGAGAGGAAGCUGUGGAGUGACCUGUGUGGAUUUAUUUGUAGCACUAGCAGCAGAAUGAUUGCAGUGAUGCUGAUACUGAACCAGCUGAUGGUUAAACUGCCCUCAACCAAAAAAUUUAAAUAAUGCAGAGUUGCAGGAAGUAGCCAAGCCACAAGGCUGAAAUUGAGAUUUUUGAAUUGACAUAAAAUAUUAUAAGAACACUAUUUUUAGUGUUUAAUGUAUUUAUUGACAUUGUUAGAGUAUGUGUACAGAUAAUGUAAAGUGACGUUUUGGCACAGAUGUUGUUUGUUCAGUAUUUAGUAAGUCUAUAAAAUGUGUAAUGAACUAUGAAGUUAACAUUAAGAAGGAGCAGACCAACUAUGUUAAUGUGGCCGGUUUGUUAUCUGGCCUUUUUUUUAAAUGAUGUUACAUUCCAGCUUUCCAAGGACUUGAAGGGAGGCAGAGGAAAACUAAUGCUGUUUUCUCCAUUUUACAUUGUGUGGGAAACUGAGCCGUUUAUACCAUUUCUUCUAUUGUCAUGAUAAUAUUCACAUUCCCUUGUGUUGGCAGUUCUGAUGAUUAACAGAAUGAAGGCUUGCACUUUAUGAAAUGUAAUAUCGUUAUGAUCUUGUUUGUUGUGCUUUGGGGGGGGGGAGAAAAUUCAUGACAUCUUAUUGUUCUACAAUUUGUUAUAUUUUGGCACUACAAGUAAAACUGGUGAGGUCAGAAUGAUUUCAAACAUUUUCAUGUAGACAGGUUUAUACAUUGCCACUUUAACAGCUUCUACCUGAAAUGUAUCAAAAACAAAUGACUUCUAAAGAGAAUUGAGAAUUGCAGUGAUAAUAUAUCUGUUUACUUGUGUAAAAGAAAAAAAACUAGAAACCUGGUGCUCUAAUAUUAUAUUAACUAUUUGGUCCCAAUAGGAUUAAAUACAUUUUAAAAAAUUUUUUUAACAUUUCAAUGGAAUAACAUUAACAACAGUUUCUUGUACAUGUUAGAACAUAUAUCAGGGCAGAAGUGGAAAAACAUGUAGAAACAUAUCCAUUUAACUGGCCAGAUAUUGCAUGUUGGUAGAAUUUUAAGAUAUGCCUCAUAAACUCAUGUUUAUGUGUUUAGACCAUGUUACUGGACAGUGUGUUCCCUAAAGUCACGAUUCAUGAAAAUUGCAACAGUCGCUGCCUAAUGGUGCACAACAGAUUCCAUAUGAAGAAAAGAUAUGACUUAAAAUGACACUUUUAACUUCUGUUAAGAUGUUCUGUUGUGUCAUCUUCUAUUGAUUGCAUUUAAAAAAAAACACCAUGAACAUAACCAUGUUUACUUUGUAUAUUGUUGCAUGUGGGAUCAUUAGCGCAGAAAAGUUCUUGAAUUUGCUUGCAUUUUCUCACUAACAUUUCUGGAAUCAGGAUCAUGCCUUGUAUUUGUGUGUUUGUUGAACCGUGUUCCUCAUUUAAUGUUUUAAAUUUCACAUUAGCUUCCCAGCAGCAUAUGGAGCUUGGUGCAAUAUUGUAAACUGAUGCCAUAUGAUGCAAUGGUUUGCAUUUCCUGCUAUCGCAUAGUUUGAUGAGUGUAUCCGGGUAAAUUGCUACAGCCCCCUGGAGACCUAAAACCUAGUGCAUAAGAAAUGUUUAAUGACAUUUGUUGACAAGAUACUUAGGAUAAUUAUUCCAAAAGAUAUUAAUUUGUGUGAAUGAGAUGUUUACUUUUCCAAGAACAUAACUGCAAACCAGAGAGGAUGAACUGCAAACAAGAUAUUAGCAGACUAUUAUUUAUUGCUCACAAAAUAUUGUCAAGAUCCAAGUUAUUUUUUGCAGAAAUUACUUAUCUCAUACAAAAAAUAUACCAUACUCAUAACUGAUCUUGUUUGGGAAAAUUACAUUAUUUGCAAAAACUAACAGCUUGUUCACACAAGUUAUUUUCUUUUGGCCAGAAAUGUUAAACAAUCCUCCUUAGGGACUUUGGGGGUUUCUUUUUUCUUUUUUUCCUGUUUAAAGUGAUGUUGCUGACCACAACUGAUGUAUAGGAGUAUGCAGCAUUUAUUCUUAAACAUUUGGGAUUGUAGUAUUAAGUAUUAUGCACGGUGGACACUGAGUAACAAAGUCAAGAUAAAACCCCAUUUGGACCAGAUAAAGCUUUAAUCUCUCCUCCGCUGUUGUAUGAUUAACCUGUAACAAACUGUAAAGUGUCCAUGUAUGCAUCCUGUGCAUGUUAUGAAACCUGACCUAAACCCUACCGAUCAUACUCUGUAUUGAACAGAGUAUUCUAUAAAGCAACUAUAACAUCCUGGAACCAUUUUAGGGUUCCAUUGUCAGUAUGUGUUGAAUAUUUUCCUUAUUGAAGCUGCCACUUUAAUUCACAGGAACCAGCCUCUCCUUUCACCACAGCAUAAACGGUGCACAGAAUGAAACUAAACAAACUCUUACAUUUUAAUAUGAUAUUAACAUUACUAAACUGUGGAGUUGUUGAAUGUGGUAGCAUGAGUUAAAGGCUUUUGCACAAGUAUUGGGGUAACUGUGCAGAGAAGUGAAAUCUGUGCUUGCCAUGCAUAACUGGUAAUAAAUGCACUUGAGCAAAUGGAACAAAAAAAAUCUUUCUGACAUGGAUGCACAAGCACAAAUGGCCACAGCUCCAUGUCCCGGACCCUCAAUCACAAAGAAGCAUGUCAACCAUGGCCGCCUGGGAUCACAUCUCAAACAACUGCCGACUGUCCUGUUUUGUCCCCCAGAUGUCCAGGGGUCAUUUAUACCUUUUUAUACUUGUAUAAAUGUGCAAAAGAUGGGUGCACCCCUCCUUUAUAGCAAAUCAUGUGACUUGCUUGUUGUGAUUUUCAGUCGGUGUCAAACUGUCAAAUGUAUUUUCAAUAUUUCAGUUU